UUAGAAACAUAAAAUGAUCAUAAUAAUGCUCAACUCUAUAUAUUGAAAUAUUUAUUUCAUCAUUCAUACAUUUCAUGGGACGAAUUUACUCACAGUAGUUACAUUAAACAUGUCAAGCUUAAAACACUUCAUUAACUAGGAUUUGCUUUUACGACAUCAACAAGGAAUUCCCAUCAACAAUCUAAAUGUUGGUAGUGUUGAUAUCACGUGAUCAGUGUGCAGGAUCUGUCUUGCAGUCGUUUGGUAUUUUUUGAUGAUUAUCGACGAGAACUGUCAUGAUUUAAGAAAUUUCAUAGUGCAAUGUGUUCUCUGAAAAUAUUUUAUUUCUGAGAUACUGACCCUUAAAGUUGGUAAGGUUGUAGAGGGAAAACAGUGUCGUACGCCGGUUGACCCCGGAUUGACCCUGCAAAGGGGAAUAACUUUUGUAAUUGUGAAAGUCAUCUAUACAGCCAGGCGUCUGUACGUAGGGCUGCACAAUAAUAUCAAUAUUCUUGUAGUCUAAAUAAUGGGCAACUCCUCCUCUUCUGAACUGCCAUUGGCAGGAGUUAUCUGCCUUGCGGUGUUUGGGUACACAGCCUUAAUCUUUAUUAUUGUGUUCAUCAGAUACAUGUGUGUGAGACAGGGAAAGUGCCAAGAUGUGGAGUGUGGAAUGUGUGGGAAGGAGGGGGCGCCACAGUGUUCCGAUUGCUGUAUCAGCUGUUCUGAGUCAUGUGGAUGUAGUGCCCCUUCUGUCAAUAACUGCCUUAACAAUUGUUGUCCUAAUAAAAAGCUUACUUGCCUGGAUAUUUUGCUUUGUCAGUGCUGUUUAGGAGAAAAUAAUUGCUUUACAAAUCUGUACUAUAGCAAGUCUUGCGAGAUUCAUUGUGGAACAGAGGGCGCUGUGAACUCCUGUCGUGAGAGAAUUUUGGGCUUUUUCAAUUGUGAGGACUUUCUUAUGAACUUUUCCUGCUAUGAGGACUACAUUCAUGGUGAAAGUUGUUGCCAUUACAGCUGUAAGAAAUUUUGGAAUACUUUGUGUGACCAAAAGUCUUGUCCAAAAUUAUGCAGCUGUGUUGACUUACUGCGAGCACUUUGUAGAAGAGCAAGGAAGCAAAAAGUAGAAAGUGUUGAUGAGGGUAUUGAGGUGUCUUUGGAAAGCUUAGAAUCUUAUAUCAAGAGUAAAAGAGGUCAUCAUCAUGGAGACAAGCAGCGACCCAUUAAAAGUGACUCAGAAAGUGAGAUAAGUAGUUGUAAGGUUCACAGAGGUCAUCGUCAUGGAGAUAAGCAUCAACCUGUUACAAGUGACUCAGAUACUGAGAUAAAUAGUCGUAAGGGUCACAGAGGUCAUCGUCGUAGAGAUAAGCAUCAACCCGUUUCUAGUGACUCAGAAACUGAGAUAAGUAGUCGUAAGGUUCACAGAGGUCUUCGUCAUGGAGAUAAGCAUCAACCGGUUACUAGUGACUCAGAUACUGAUUUAAGUAGUCGUAAGGUUUACAGAGAUCAUCGUCAUGGAAAUAAACAUCAGCCUGUAACUAGUGACUCAGAAACUGAGAUAAAUAGUCGUAAAGUUCAAAGAGGUCAUCGUCGUGGAGAUAAACAUCAGCCCGUUACUAGUGACUCUGAUACUGAAAUAAGUAGUCGUAAGGUUCAUCUUAAAAUACCAAAUCAUAGAACCAAAGUACCUCAUAAUAAUGCCGAUGACAGCAAUGAUUAUGUAAAUGGGAGUCAGGAGGAAGAGGAUGAAAGUGAUAGUUAUAGCAGUGUUAGUUAGAUUUCAAUUUUAAAAGUCAUUUGUAAGCUCAGUGUUAGGAUUGAAAGUAUUCUUUAAGCAUAAGAAUACUUCAUUUACAUGUAUAAUGCUCAUAUUAAGUGCCAAUGUGACUAUUCCCUCCCUGUUUUGACAUGCUUUUUCAUUUAAGCAAGAGACUGCUACUGACAGAUUCAUUCAGUAUAUUCAAAAUCCAAAAUAUAAUGCAAAACUUAAUUUCAAAGAGAUUUUUUUGUGAUUGGGAGAAUUAUUAGCCUUUGACAUUUUAAAGAGGGGGCACUCUUCAUUUUUAUAGCACCUUUUUUAGUUUUAUCUGCGAUUCCAUCCAUUCUUUGAAAUUCUCUACGCACUGUUGAAAACCAAUAUGAGCUAAAUAGCUAAUGAUAAUUUUAUUUGUCAAGUUUACUUUAUUGUUUGUGGUUUUAUCAUUGAUUUUGGUUCAGUGUGCUUGUUUAUAAUAAUGUUUAUACAUUAUACUAUGAGGUUACAAUUUGUAAUGUUUAAGAUUUUUUUACCUGUGAUGGAAAU
Molecule: messenger RNA, 2275 nt
Organism: Saccostrea cuccullata (small rock oyster)
Lineage: Eukaryota; Metazoa; Mollusca; Bivalvia; Ostreida; Ostreidae
Product: sarcoplasmic reticulum histidine-rich calcium-binding protein-like
Exons: 10
Coding region: 506-1750 (414 amino acids)
Source: RefSeq, a predicted model, not a curated record